Molecule: messenger RNA, 1098 nt
Organism: Priceomyces carsonii
Lineage: Eukaryota; Fungi; Ascomycota; Pichiomycetes; Serinales; Debaryomycetaceae
Exons: 1
Coding region: 1-1098 (365 amino acids)
Biological process (GO): extraction of mislocalized protein from mitochondrial outer membrane
Cellular component (GO): mitochondrial outer membrane
Molecular function (GO): ATP binding; ATP hydrolysis activity
Source: RefSeq, a predicted model, not a curated record
AUGAAUAGUCUAUUGAAUAAAAUAAAGAUUGAUGUGGGAAAGAUUAAGCUUGAUGUGAGGUUCCUUGGAGAUCUUUUCGUCUUGGCGGGAGCUGGUCUCUCGAUGUACUACAUCGUGAACUCUUUACUCACAGACUACAUCGAUAGCUCUGUCAACAGUAAAGAGAAAGAUAAAGCAGGUAAGGGAAUUUUAAAGAGAAUACAAUGUCUGGACCCGUCUUUAAAAUCAAUAAGCUUAAAUUCGUACGAGAAAUCUCUAUUAAAUUCCCUAGUUAUGCCAGAAGAUAUUUCAAUAAAAUUUGAGGAUAUUGGCGGAUUACAGGACAUUAUAGAUGAGAUAAGAGAAGCCGUAAUUUUACCUCUUACGGAACCAGAUUUAUUUGCUUCACAUCUGCAUUUAAUAAGAUCACCUAAGGGGGUGCUAUUUUAUGGACCACCGGGCUGUGGUAAGACCAUGCUAGCUAAAGCGAUAGCAAGGGAAAGCGGGGCCUUUUUUUUACUGAUAAGAAUGUCUACUGUCAUGGACAAAUGGUAUGGAGAGUCCAAUAAAAUAACGGAUGCUAUUUUUUCCUUAGCUAACAAAUUGCAACCAUGCAUAAUAUUUAUUGAUGAAAUCGACUCAUUUUUGAGAGAUAGGUCAUCAAAUGACCAUGAAGUAAGUGCAAUGUUGAAAGCAGAGUUUAUGACUUUAUGGGAUGGCUUGAAAAGUAAUGGUCAGAUUAUGGUCAUGGGUGCUACAAAUAGAAAGGAUGAUAUCGAUGACGCUUUUCUUCGUAGAAUGCCGAAGAUGUUUUCGGUGGGAAAGCCCGAUGCAUCGCAACGUAGGUCUAUACUCACGAAAAUUUUAAAAGGAGCGAAACUAGAUUCCGAAGACUUCAGUAUAGAUGUCUUAGUAUCUAAUACUAAGGGUAUGAGUGGAUCAGAUCUUCGAGAAUUAUGCCGUGAAGCUGCAAUUCUUCCAGUAAGAGAAUAUAUACGAGAAAACUAUGAUUAUUCUUCGGGCACUUUAAGUAAAUCUACAAGUGAUGAUUUACCUGUGAGACCUUUGAGAACAUCAGAUUUUAUCAGACUGCAUUCUUAUAUUCCAACGCUUGAUUAG